GCUUUGUAGUCUGGUUUCACGUUUCCGCUGGAUAAAUAGACAGGGUGAUAUCCUAGGAUGGCGCAGGCCUUUUUAUCCAGACUUAUCACGGGAUUGCGUCACGUCGAGAAAUAUGAGGACCCUCAAUUGCAGAAAAAGGCUCGCGACUGCAUGCCGCUUUCUGAUAUGCUGCGUCGAGCUGACAAAAGAGCAUCAGAGAGUACAGCCAGCUCUGCAGACUGCUUCGUAAUCGAGCUUCUCGCAUGGUUCAAGAAGGAGUUCUUCCGCUGGUGCAACCAACCCAACUGCUCCACUUGUGGAGGGAAGACGGAGGCGUCCGGUCACGGCGUCCCCACGCCCGAGGAAAGAAGACACGAGGCCGGACGGGUGGAAUUGUACCGCUGUUGUGCCUGCGGAGCGGAGACCCGCUUUCCUCGGUAUAACGACCCCGGGAAGCUUCUAGAGACGCGAGUGGGACGGUGCGGCGAGUGGGCCAAUUGUUUUACUCUUUGCUGUAGAGCUGCGGGGUUAGAAGCGCGACACGUGGUGGAUUGGACGGACCACGUGUGGACAGAGGUGUUCUCUCAGUCGCAGCAGCGAUGGCUGCAUUGUGACCCAUGUGAGAAUGUGUGUGACAAGCCAUUGUUGUAUGAGGCGGGAUGGAAGAAGAAGUUGAGCUAUGUGAUGGCUUACUCAAAGGACGAGGUUGUGGAUGUGACAUGGAGAUACUCGGCUAAGCACCAGGAUAUUCAAACUAGGCGAACAGAGUGUCCAGAAGACUGGUUGGCUCAUACACUUUACUCACUCAAUUUACAGAUUCAGAAACGUUAUUCUUCCUCUCGAGUUGCUGAGCUGCAAUUACGCUAUGUGAGAGAAGUCGCAGGAUUUUUUACUGUUCAGAAUCCAGAUGGUCAAGAAUAUCAAGGCAGAACAUCAGGAGCUGUGGAAUGGAGAAAGGCAAGAGGAGAGUUAGGAGAAUCAACAAAACGAAAUACUCAAAAGGUGGGUUAUGUUUUCAAGCCGUCUGUCGAGGAAGUGUCCUUAGGGAUGCUCUGUAUAUGCUAUGAUGCCGUUCGUGACGCUUAUUACAGGAGUAUGGUUAGCGAUUUACACACAGAUUCUACCCCUACACUUGAAGGAUGGAAGAAUGGUGUUUUCACAUCUUCACGUGUAUUUCGGAAGGAGGAACUCGAUUGGAACAAGGUGUACUUGAGUAGAGAAGAAGGGAGCUUGCAAGGCUGUGUUAGUUGGAAGAUCGACUUGAGUGGGACUGGUGUGGUCGCAGAGUGUGUUCUCAUCAAGGCCGAGCAUAAGUGUUUUAGUAGUGGUAAAGUCGAGUGGACAGUCGCUACAGACGAUGCAAAGUCGUUGUCUGUUCCACUUGGAGGACCUAAUGCUAUUGACAUCAGUGAAUUAAAUGGAGCGGAGUCGUGCCUAAUCACCGCAUCGCUGUCUGGAGGAGAAGGAGACACCGCUUGGCAGCAUGCCCAGCUGUUUCGAUCGAGCAGCAAUGAACCACUCGUGUGUUCAUUAGAAAUUAUUGUUUCUUUGAAACAAAAAGAGUGAACUUUGACAGCAAUAACUAGUAUUGGUUGCUAUAACGACGAACUCUAGUUAACAGAACAAACUUUGUUCGUUAAUUUAAUUUAUUAAGUGGAGUCAGACACAAAACGUUUUUGACUUAUAAAUUUACAUUUAAUAUAAUUGUUGUAACCAAU
Molecule: messenger RNA, 1697 nt
Organism: Corticium candelabrum
Lineage: Eukaryota; Metazoa; Porifera; Homoscleromorpha; Homosclerophorida; Plakinidae
Product: peptide-N(4)-(N-acetyl-beta-glucosaminyl)asparagine amidase-like
Exons: 5
Coding region: 58-1545 (495 amino acids)
Biological process (GO): protein quality control for misfolded or incompletely synthesized proteins; glycoprotein catabolic process; protein deglycosylation
Cellular component (GO): nucleus; cytosol; cytoplasm
Molecular function (GO): peptide-N4-(N-acetyl-beta-glucosaminyl)asparagine amidase activity
Source: RefSeq, a predicted model, not a curated record